AUGUGGGUCAAUUCCGGAACCGUCGGAAGGGCCCUCUCCAUGGAUAUAGACACAGACUAUGAGCGGCCCAAUGUGGAAACCAUUAAAUGUGUGGUGGUAGGGGAUAAUGCAGUAGGCAAGACCAGGCUAAUCUGCGCCCGGGCCUGCAAUGCCACCCUCACACAGUAUCAGCUGCUUGCCACCCACGUGCCAACCGUCUGGGCCAUCGACCAGUACCGUGUAUGCCAGGAGGUGUUAGAGAGAUCUCGUGAUGUAGUGGAUGAGGUCAGUGUGUCCCUGAGGCUAUGGGACACAUUCGGGGAUCAUCACAAAGACAGACGAUUUGCCUAUGGCAGGUCAGACGUAGUGGUGCUUUGCUUCUCUCUGGCUAAUCCCAAUUCCCUGCGCCAUGUACGCACCAUGUGGUUUCCGGAGAUCAAGCACUUUUGUCCCCGGACACCCAUCAUUCUGGUUGGCUGCCAGCUGGAUCUGCGCUAUGCUGACCUGGAUGCAGUUAACCGUGCACGCCGACCCCUAGCCAAACCCAUCAAACCAACUGAUAUCCUUCCACCAGAGAGAGGCCACGAGGUGGCAAAGGAACUUGGGAUUCCCUACUAUGAGACCAGCAUUGUUGCUCAGUUUGGAGUCAAAGAUGUUUUUGACAAUGCCAUCCGAGCUGCCCUGAUCUCCCGUCGUCACCUGCAGUUCUGGAAGUCCCACCUGAAAAAGGUCCAGAGGCCACUUCUCCAGGCUCCCUUCCUGCCUCCUCGCCCGCCUCGCCCCAUAGUGGGCAUCCCAGACCCUCCUCCCACAGAGGGCGAGGGCCCUGAUUCCCUUUUCUGCCAGCCACUGUGUACAGAUGUUCUCUUCCUUCUGCAGGGUGGCGGCACUCGCGUGUUUGCACACAAAGUAUAUCUGGCUACUUCCUGCUCCAAAUUCUAUGACCUCUUCACCCUUGAUCUUGGCGGAUCAUGCAUGGGGCCACGGUGGGAGGAACAAGAGAGCAAAGAAAACUUGGAGAGUGGGGAGGAAGAUGAGCAGAGCAGGAGAGGAGCUAAAGAGCAAGCUGGGCGCACUAAGAGCCUGGACAUUGAUAAGGAUGGGGUUGAUGGAGGAGUGCGGGGCCUGAAUCGACCCCAGUUGCUCCAGCAGGGCUCUUUGAGGACUUCCCAGAGUGAUAAUGCACUCCCCUCUCGAGCCCACUACUACCUGGGAGCACUAGGGACUGGUCGAGCACUGUCAGGAUGGGGAAGGGGGUUCCUGAGUGUGUGUCUGGAGCAUGUUGAUGAUCCCAUGACUGGACGACCACGACUCAUGACUGUGGUAGCCAUGGAUGCGCUUAUACAGGAAGAACCAUUUAAGGCGGUGCUUCAGUACCUGUACACGGGCAGUCUGGACGAGGGCCGAGGGGAUCUGAUGCAGGUGGCCACCAUCGCAGAGCUGCUUGAGGUCUUUGACCUGCGGAUGAUGGUGGCCAAUGUUCUCAACAGAGAGAGCUUCAUGAACCAGGAGAUCACCAAGGCUUUCCACGUCCGCAGAGCCAACCGCAUCAAGGAGUGUCUCAAUAAAGGGACCUAUGCUGAUGUGGUCUUCCGACUGGACGAUGGCUGCCUCCCGGCCCACAAGCCCCUGCUCAUCUCCAGCUGCAACUGGAUGGCUGCCAUGUUCCGUGGCUCUUUCAUGGAAAGCUACAUUGAGGAGGUAUCCAUUCCUGACACCAGUGCAGCCUGUAUGCGUGGGACGUUGGAGUUCCUGUACUGUGGAAUGCUGACACCCUGUCCUGGUCUGGAUCCCAUGGAACUAAUUAUUCUCGCCAACCGCCUGUGUUUGCCACGCCUUGUCGCCCUCACAGAACAGCACGCUGUGGACGAACUUCUCCAGUUGGCAGCGAAAGGAGGUGACAUUGAUGGACAAGUGUUGGCUUACCUCGAGCUUGCACAGUUCCACAAUGCCAAGCAACUAUCCGCUUGGUGUCUCCACCACAUCUGCACUAAUUAUAAUAGCAUCUGCCGCAAGUUUCCCAAAGACAUGAAGGCCAUGUCUCCAGAAAACCAGAGGCACUUUGAGAAGCAGCGCUGGCCUCCUGUGUGGUUCCUGAAGGAGGAGGACCGCUAUCUGCGCUCUCAGAAGGAGCGCGAGCGUGAGGAGGAGAUCUUGCGCAAGCAACACACCAAACGGGGCUGGUGUUUCUGGAGACACCCGUCCUCCUCUCCGCACGUCUCCUAAAGGGUUUUCCACCACUGACUUCUUUACCCCGACCUGGGUCAUCCUACCCACUAACCCCCCCCCCCCCUGUAACGCAUAUACGUAGAGGAGGUCCGCUUUAAAUCCUCUAUCAGUGGAGAAAUGACUCUCAGUGCUACGAUGCCUGAAUGUCAGCAUGUUUGGGGGAAUGUAUGUGCCUCUUUAUAAUUGUGGGUGACUUCAUUAGUGUAUUCUUGGUAUGCUUGUUUGGACUUAGCUGAAGGGUAUAUGCGUGGAUGCGUGUGUGUAUGUUUGCGGUUGGCAUGAUUGAGUGAUGCUUCCGAGUUGAGUGCUUCCCAGACGCCCUGAUCUAUAAGGGCCUGCAGCGUCGCAGUCCCAGCCCUUUGUCCCCUCCACAAGAGCUCUGUCCCUCCACCAGCACUCACAGUGUCCAAGCCUUUGAGUGAUUUGCCUGGGAGCAAGGGCUCUCUCGAUCUCUCUCAGUCUCCUUCCUUCACAUUGACCUUAAUGACUAUUACACAUUGACCACUGCAGCUCCUUUCGGGGAGCUUACCUCUGCCUUCACUUCUACGCAGACUGUUAGCUGGCACACACAGACCGGUGCAAAAGAUCCACCCCUCUAAAACCAGCACUGGAUUCCCAGGAACUGACACUUAACAAUGUAAUUAUUGUUUUGCUUUUAUUCGUCCUUUUUAUGUAUUUUUGCGCCCUUCUAGGACACUCUUAUCAGGGGAAAUGGCGCACACUACUCCCAGGAAGUGUUGCAAACUUUGAUUGCCAUUGCAACGAUGGGACUGUUAAUCUAGAGCCCAGGUUAGGGUGUAAGGGCAACCCUAAAACCGUUAGCAAGUUGGGAUGCUCCAGUCAGGAGGCUUGAUCAUAGCUGUUAGCCUCCAGUCCAGUACUGAAGUGGUUCUUGGUGUCCAUCGUUCACUCCUGUGCAUCCCGCCCAGUCCUCCUGCACACCCCGCAAAAAAAAAAAAAAGAAGCAAAACACACGCUCUCCUUGAUGAGUUGGAUUCACCAAUCUGCACUUCAGAGACAUUCAAAGUGACCAAUCUAUAGCAAUGAUGGGGAUGAAGAGGGCUAGCCUUCCUUGAUACCUCUGCCAUUGAGGAAUGAUGGAUGCAGUAUUAAACAAAUGCGUUUGUAACGUCCAUGACCACUUGGUUGCAUUGAAGCACCUCAGCCAGCCUGCCUUUACACCCCUAGCCCACUAGGGGCAGCACUGCUCAGGGCCCCGGCACUAACCUUCACACUAACGGGAGUUUUUGUGCCUGUGAUUGCUUCACUCUAGUUUCAAUUAUUAAAUCAGUAUAACUUCAAUCCUUGCAGAGUGUUAGGAGAAAGCUAAAGCACAGUGUUGUGACGAGUAAAAUGGACUGUACCUGACGAUAGAUUUUUCACCUAAUUGUGAAUACCAAAGCUGUGAUUCUUUUGAUCUCUUUCUUCCUCACGUACUUUAUUUCUGCUUCCCUGCUUCCUUUAUGGGCAAGAGGGGAUGGAGGAGA
This is a messenger RNA of Perca fluviatilis (European perch), 3695 nucleotides long. RefSeq names its product Rho related BTB domain containing 4 (gene rhobtb4). Lineage: Eukaryota; Metazoa; Chordata; Actinopteri; Perciformes; Percidae. Gene Ontology annotation, biological process: small GTPase-mediated signal transduction. The transcript is spliced from 11 exons. The coding region runs from base 1 to 2205 and encodes 734 amino acids. Gene Ontology annotation, molecular function: GTPase activity; GTP binding; protein binding. The record is from RefSeq and is a predicted model, not a curated record.